AUGAGCAAGCCGGCGGGAUCAACAAGCCGGAUUUUAGACAUCCCGUGUAAAGUGUGUGGUGACCGCAGCUCUGGCAAGCACUAUGGGGUUUAUGCCUGCGAUGGAUGCUCAGGGUUUUUCAAACGAAGCAUCAGAAGGAAUAGGACUUAUGUCUGCAAAUCUGGAAACCAGGGAGGCUGCCCAGUGGACAAGACACAUAGGAACCAAUGCAGAGCAUGUCGGCUGAAGAAAUGCUUGGAAGUCAACAUGAAUAAAGAUGCUGUUCAACAUGAAAGGGGACCAAGAACAUCUACCAUCAGGAAACAAGUAGCUCUGUAUUUCAGAGGUCACAAGCAAGAUAAUGGAAGCACACCACACUUCCCUCCCUCCGCAGCUCUACCUGCUCCAGCUUUCUUCACUGCUGUCACACAGCUGGAACCUCAUAAUCUAGAACUAGCCACCGUUUCUACAGCAUCUGAAAGGCAGAAUCUAGUUGGCUUAGCUCAGCCGACUCCAAAGUAUCCGCAUGAAGUCAGCGGCACUCCCAUGUACCUGUAUGAAGUGGCCACGGAAUCCGUCUGUGAGUCUGCAGCGAGGCUUCUCUUCAUGAGCAUCAAGUGGGCCAAGAGUGUCCCGGCCUUUUCUACUCUCUCCUUACAAGAUCAGCUGAUGCUUUUGGAAGAUGCUUGGAGAGAACUGUUUGUUCUAGGAAUAGCACAAUGGGCCAUUCCAGUUGAUGCUAACACUCUACUGGCUGUAUCGGGCAUGAAUGGUGACAACACAGAUUCUCAAAAGCUGAAUAAGAUUAUCUCAGAAAUACAAGCAUUGCAGGAGGUGGUGGCUCGAUUUAGACAGCUCCGGUUAGAUGCCACAGAAUUUGCCUGCCUCAAAUGUAUUGUCACUUUCAAAGCAGUACCUACACACAGCGGUUCUGAAUUGAGAAGUUUCCGGAAUGCUGCCGCCAUUGCAGCUCUUCAAGAUGAAGCUCAGCUCACCCUGAACAGCUACAUUCACACGAGGUAUCCUACCCAGCCGUGUCGUUUUGGGAAACUGCUGUUGCUCUUGCCAGCCUUACGUUCAAUUAGCCCCUCAACGAUAGAAGAAGUAUUUUUCAAAAAAACAAUUGGGAACGUGCCAAUUACAAGACUGCUUUCAGAUAUGUAUAAAUCCAGUGACAUAUAGAUCAGAUGCGAGGCAACGAAGAGAAGCCAGGUGAUCAUUUCUAAAGACCUUUUUAACUAAUGGAGAGCAAACAUCAGAUAAUUCUACAAGAAAUGGAAUCCUGAAGACAUUUAAUCCAACAACAAAAUCAAUCGAUAGAGAUCAUUUUGCAAG
This is a messenger RNA of Thamnophis elegans (Western terrestrial garter snake), 1314 nucleotides long. RefSeq names its product nuclear receptor subfamily 2 group E member 1 (gene NR2E1). Gene Ontology annotation, biological process: anatomical structure development; negative regulation of transcription by RNA polymerase II; cell differentiation. Gene Ontology annotation, molecular function: nuclear receptor activity; zinc ion binding; RNA polymerase II cis-regulatory region sequence-specific DNA binding. The record is from RefSeq and is a predicted model, not a curated record. NCBI's taxonomy places the organism in Eukaryota, Metazoa, Chordata, Lepidosauria, Squamata, Natricidae.